AUGGGUGAAGAUCCUCUAAGGAAGGGUCGAGAUGUACCCCUACGUGACUCGCUUGUAGCUGGAUGCAUUUCGGGUAUUUGUUCAAGGGCCGCGACAGCCCCAUUGGAUACCGUGAAGAUCCGGCUUCAAUUACAACAUGCGCAUGAGAGUAAAUACGCGGGUGUAGUGUCAGCUUUCAAAACCAUAAUCAGGGAAGAGGGCUUGCGGGCGCUAUGGAAGGGUAACACGCCUGCGAUGUCGUUAUACGUGGCUUACGGGGCUGUUCAAUUCGGCGGAUAUUCGACUUUUAAUCGUGCUCUUGCCCAGAACGAUUGGCCUGCCCAAGUGCAUAGCUGCGUAGCCGGUGGUCUUGCUGGCGUUUGCAGUUCAAUGGUAACAUAUCCGCUGGACGUUUUAAGAACACGAUUCGCUGCUAAUCGUGACAAGAAAUUGUUUUCUAUGGUACAAAGUUGUCGAAGUAUUUGGAAUACGGAAGGCUUAUCUGGGUUUUUCAAAGGCGUGUCUACGUCUGUAGUAUCUGUGAGCCUUGCGACGGCCUCAAUGUUCGCGACAUAUGAGUCGAUCAAGAUAUAUUGCGAGAAUCGACGCAACAAGCAACGACGAGGAAUAGGCAUUCUCGAAAACAUGGCUAGCGUUGUCGCAGGCGUAGUAUCCAAGACGGUCACGUUUCCGAUAGACACUUUGCGCAAGAGACUCCAGAUAUUGAAUUCGCAGCAUUUGGCGCGGUUUACGGCAUGCGAAGAUCUCUACCACACUUACAAGAGUGAACGAAUUCUGUCAUUGGUUGUACAAAUCGCCAAACGUGAAGGAAUAUCUGCAUUUUACCGUGGCUACACGCUGGGGGUUUUGAAGACUGCACCGGCAACGGCCUUGAGUCUUUGGGUUUACGAUUACGCUGUGAAAUUGCUGGGCAAAACUCACCGAAGCGUAUUGACAUGCACCAGCUGA
Molecule: messenger RNA, 948 nt
Organism: Lachancea mirantina
Lineage: Eukaryota; Fungi; Ascomycota; Saccharomycetes; Saccharomycetales; Saccharomycetaceae
Source: the annotation of a GenBank genome assembly